GGUCUUUGCUUUCGUGUGGAAAAGUAGGUCAUGAAUUCUCUUUCGCGGCCAUUUUGGAUGAAAUGGUCAAACCUCGACGAUCACAGAGCGUUGGGUAAAGCCCUUGGUAUUUAGAAAGUUCAACGUUUAUGACAGAUUUGCAGUUGAGGUAACAGGAAAGGUAGUUACGUACCUAGUGAGUGAUGGAGGAUGAGACCCACAAUGGGGGCCUCGGAGAUCCUGGGCCUCAGAACCUUAAUGAUCUACAAAGUUACCUUGUUAAUUUUAACAAGGAAAUUGGUGUUCAUGGUGAGGGGUCAGCCUUCCACCAUACAGUCUCUCAGAUGAUAAAUCAGUCAGCACAACCUGUGUUUGUAACAGUUCCAGUUUCCUCAGAAACAACAACACCAGAUGAAGAACAACUACCUGUCAUAUCUGGAAUGAAAGACGGAAAGUCCCCAGAUAUGGAUGAAGGUAUAGAUGGUGCCAUGACAACAGGGGAAGAUACUCUCAGUAGUACAGGAGCUACAGAUGAUCACAUGAUCUAUGAAAUCACUCCGAAACAGUCACCUUUAAGUCAAGUUGUUGUUGAUGCACAGAUUGAAGGCCUGGAAGCUGGCAGAGUUCAACUGCAGGAAUUGAACCUAGAACAGCUUGGAUUACAGCAAGGCAUUGCUGUGUCUGAUGGCAUGGUGAUGUUACCAAUGGGUGAUGCCUGUAAUCUACUAGGACAGACUUCAGACCACAAAGUGGCCCAAGUACAGAUUGUCAAUAUCAACGGUCAGCCUACAUUACAACUUGUUGGUGAUUCCAGUAUUCUACAGCAACAGUUUAACCACACAGUUGUAGCUUCAGAGCCACAAGUUAUACCCAGUAUAGUACCAAACUCAUCCAUACAGUCACUGAUAGAUACAACUAACCCUAUAGCGGUCCUGGCUUCAGUGGAUACCACAAACCCUGUGGCAGUACUAGCCUCGGUAGCCGCCAACACUAACUCUGUAAACCAGCUUCAAGCUAGUCAGAUACAGAACAUACAAAUACAGCCUCAGGAGGCACAGCUGGUUGCCCUGAGGGAUGAUUCAGACAGUACACAGCCUCAGGUAUUGGCAUUAUCUUAUGGUGAUAUGGAGGCAGGGUCUACUGGGAUGAUUGUGUCCCAGGAACAAGAACAACAGGGAACCAGUCUACUGAAGAAAAGUACAGGGUACCAGUCUGUUGCUAUUCUGCCCUCUGGUGACACCAGUCAGGGGGAGGUAAACUAUGUUCUAAUUGUCAACCCAGCUGGGGAUAAAGAUAAUAAUCAAGGACCUACAUACGAUUUUGGAGGUAACAUAACGGGGGAAGUUGUAGAAGAGGUAACAGAUGAAACUGGAACAACCAAGAGACUGGUAAAAAUAAACCAGCUUAUUGCCAGAAACAACCAACUGAACAUUAGAGAUGUACCUGCUGACCAGCUCGCUUGUACCCAUUGUGAUUAUACAAGUCCUAAAAAAUAUUUACUUUCUCGGCACAUGAAAUCCCAUUGCGAUGACAGGCCACAUAAAUGUGGUAUAUGUAGCCGAGGCUUUAAGACAGUAUCUUCCCUCCAGAAUCAUAUAAAUACUCACGCAGGGGUGCGACCUCAUAAGUGUAAAAUGUGUGAAUCUGCAUUUACUACUUCUGGUGAACUGAUACGUCAUAUUAGGUAUAAACACACCUUUGAAAAACCUCACAAAUGUACAGAAUGCGAGUAUGCCAGUGUGGAGCUCAGUAAAUUGAAGCGUCAUAUGCGUUCUCACACUGGUGAGCGUCCAUACGCAUGUGCAUAUUGUAACUAUGCAUCUCCAGACACAUAUAAACUGAAACGACAUAUGAGAAUUCAUACAGGAGAGAAACCUUACGAGUGUGAUAUCUGUCAUGCAAAGUUUACCCAGAGUAACAGUCUUAAAGCACACAGAUUGAUACAUAGUGGCAAUAAACCCGUGUUCCAGUGUUCACUUUGUCCUACAACAUGUGGACGUAAAACAGAUCUGAAAAUACACAUGCAGAAGCUUCACUCUACUGAUCAACCAUUACUGUGUAAGAAAUGCGGCUCGACAUUUCCUGAUAGAUACACGUUUAAGGUUCAUUUCAAGUCGCAUGAAGGAGAAAAAUGUUUCAGAUGCACUGAGUGUGACUAUUCAGCGAUAUCUCAGCGACAUGUUGACACUCAUAUGCUUGUGCAUUCAGGCCUUAAACCCUUUGAAUGCGAAGACUGUGAUUUGGCAUUCCGCCAAAAAGCACUUUUAAAACGUCAUCGCAAUCUGUACCACAAUCCUCAUUAUAUACACCAAGAUGUAAAAGAUAGGGAACCUGAGUGUAAAGCGUGUGAAAAGUCAUUUGGUAACAAAUCUAAUGUAGCGGGACAAAUUCAUAAUCCCAGUGAUGCAUUGACUGAGCGUCAAGUUGAUUCGGAUGAAACAGAGACUGAUAUUAGCAAUAUUCACACGUGUGGAGGUUGCCCGAAAUCUCUCGUCGACAGCAUAACGCCAUUGACUGCUGAUCAGUUGAUCGAGAACAGUCUGUUGGCAGAUAUGAAGGAGGGAAAGCUUGGUGCAUCGCCGAAGGUGGUUGUUGUACAUCCGGAUGGUAGAGUUGAGGAAGUUACGGCUAAACUACAAAGUUUGAGUCAGUCAAAACCAAUGGACGACUUUCUAGUUUCUCUUGGUGUAUCUGGGGACUCGCAUUUUGAUCAAGUAUCAGGUCUGCCAGCGGAUGUAAUUGUGUCUGAAGUUAACACCUUAGUUACAUCAAAGGACGAGAAUUCCUUGGAAAGUCAACCCAAAUAUGUUCAGUCUAAUGAAAGUUCAGAAAAUAUUGAAGUGAAUGAGGUUAACCCAACGCUUGACACAAGCAGUUUUCCAGUAGCAGCAAUAGUGGCAGGACUUGAUAUAGACCAUACAAAAGAAGAGGGUACACAGGCAAGUUUCGAUUCAGAUGACGAGGAUAAAAAAGUGAAAGUUCUAUCACAGGAAGAGUUCCUCAGCCUAGCGCAAGGGUCAACAGCUACUGAUUUACGAGACUGUUUUGAAGAGAAUGGCUAUAGAAUAAUCCAGGUAGAUCAGCCUAUUGUAGGAAAUGUUCCACAGAUUGUUGUAUCUAUGCUUUCAACUGAAGAAAAUAGUUUGGGAAAAAGAACCAGUGAUGAAAUAGGUGAUGAUGAUGAAGAGCAGGCACUGAAAAGGUUGAGAACAGAAACACUGCAAACUGAUGAAUGAUUCAAUACCUUGCCAAACAGUUUUAAAAUUUGCCUCACCACAAAAAUGUUCAGUCUCUUUUUGUGUAAACUAUAUGCUAGUACAUGUACCCUAUUUGAGCUUAGAGUUUGAUUUAGACUUUACUUACACAUAAUCAGUUAUUGUGAAUUCAAUAAAAGAAAACAGGGGCCUCCGUUGCGGCCGAUGACUUCAAAACACUUGCCCCUCACCGAUGUGGGUUUGAGCCUCGCUUGGGGCGUAGACUUUUUCAUGUGACGAAGCCAUACAGCUGGCUUACGGAAGGCCUGUGGUUCUACCCAAGUGCCCACUUGUCAUGAAAUAAUGCACAGAGGGGUACCAGGGUCUUCCUCCACCACCAAAAAGCUGGAAAGUCGCAAUAUGACCUAUGACUUUGUGGGUGCAACAUUAAAUUCAACCCCAAAAAAAAAAAUUAUAUAUAUAUAUAUAAAAGCAAAUGUUUGCAUUAAAACUAUGUGUGUUCAAUAUAAAUUGUUUACCUCUGUAGCAAAGAUAUUUAUUUAUAGGUUAAAAAGGUUUGUCAGUCAUGUUAAUUUCUUUUGCUGUGAGUGUACUCAUUUUUAGUUUUUCCUUGACAUACUGCCUGUAAACUUUAGUUAAAAGGAUGGCUUAUUCACGGAAUGUCAUUAGUUGUACACCUAUCAGUUGCCUGUCAGUUUGUAUUUACCUCAUAUGCAUUGUCUGGUUGUGCAUUCUUGACAGCAUUCACAUUCUGACCAGAAAAGAAUUUUUUGUAUUUUUUUUUUUUCAUAGAGCUUAAUUAAGUAAUUGCAAUGAAUCAAUCAAACUUUUAUCUUUUGGAAUUUGAAUGAGCAUUGAAAUUGUAAAUGAAAUACAACAAAAAGUGAUAUAUUUUGAUUUGAAAUUUGGACAUUUUUAGCUCGGUGUCUGCGUCGGCGUUGCCUGGUUAAGUUUUAUGUUUAGGUCAGCUUUUCUCCUAAAUUAUUAAAGCUAUUGCUUUCAAACUUGCAACACUUGUUCACCAUUAAUAUCUGACUCUGUACAGCAAGAAACAUAACUGUAUCCUGCUUUUUGCAAGAAUUAUGGCCCCUUUUGGACUUAGAAAAUCAGAUUUCUUGGUUAAGUUUUAUGUUUAGGUCAACUUUUCUCCUAAACUAUCAAAGCUAUUGCUUUAAAACUUGCAACACUUGUUCACCAUCAAAAGCUGACUCUGUACAGCAAGUAACAUAACUCCAUCCUGCUUUUUGCAAGAAUUAUGGCCCAUUUUGGACUUAGAAAAUCAGAUUUCUUGGUUAAGUUUUGUGUUUAGAUCAGCUUUUGGACUUAGAAAAUCAGAUUUCUUGGUUAAGUUCUGUGUUUAGAUCAGCUUUUCUCCUAAACUAUCAAAGCUAUUGUUUUAAAACUUGCAACACUUCUUCACCAUCAAAAGCUGACUUUGUACAGCAAGAACCAUAACUUCAUCCUGCUUUCUGCAAGAAUUAUGGCCCCUUUUGGACUUAGAAAUUAUCAGAUUUCUUGGUUAAGUCUUGCAUUUAGGUCAACUUUUCUCCUUAACGGUCAAAGCUAUUGCUUUAAAACUUGGAGCAGUUGUUCGCCAUUAAAAGCUGACUCUGCAUAGCAAGUACCGUAACUCUACAUUGCUUUUUUGCAAUAAUUAUGGCCCCUUUUGGACUUAGAAAAUCAUGGGUAUGACAAUAUUUCUAUUAUACAAAAAUUCAGAUGAGUGUCUGCACCCGCAAGCCGGUGCUCAUGUUCUUAUUUCCAAGUGUUCACUGUUGGAAAUGAAUUACUGUAGAAAUGAAGUGAACUGAAACUGUGCUUAUGACUUUUUCGCUGUUGGAAUUUGUCAAGUCCCAGUUUAUGACCUUAGUUACCUCCCCUGGCACUCUGAGAUAGCAAUUUCACAUUGUUAAGGAGAUGUGUAUUUUUGGAUGUACCUGGUAUUAACUGACUGUUACAUACUAUUUUUGUGUUUGUAUGACUAUUGUCAAAUGCUUAAAAUACUAAAACAAUAUGCCUCUUUCCUAUCUUCAGAAUAUAUAAAUAUUUUUCAACUAUUUAUUGAAAAUGUUUUAUUGCGACAUUGAAAAAAAUUAAUUGAUGUUUUCUUUCAUAAAAUUGAUGGCUGAUUAUGAAUUAAAAAGUUAAAACAGUUUGUUAUGAAUGUUUAAGUAUCAUAAUUAUACAUUUGCUUAGCUUUAACAAUAACAGCUAGUUGUUCAAAACUUUUGUGACAUUUGAUCAGCUGUCAGCACUGUUAAAUUUGAUUGUUUCAUAAGCUAAUGAAUUGUUAAAAUUUCUAUUAGCUCACAGAAUAUUAAUUUUUCUUCAAUGAAUUGUUAUGGCAGCGUAUGUAUCAUACACCACCUUUUACACUAAUGAAAAAAUACUGUAACACCGUAAUAACAAUACUACUUGUAACAUUGUUAUGAAUGACUAAUUUGAGGGCAGCCGCAUGUGGUUCUGGGACAGUCUGUGUAUGAAAAGAAUUGGAACCACUGCCUUACCCUUGCAUGAUCGUAAGAGGCGACUAAUAGGGUCUUAACACUUGGUUUUGCAGUAACUCUGUGAUUCCAGCAGGUAUGCAAAAUUUUGUUUCCAUACCUCAUGUUUUUAUUUCGAUGUAAAUGAGAUGUGGAACCAAAAUUUGUAGUUCUGUUUGGCGCCAUAUAACCUAUACUGUGUUGGUGCGCCGUAAAACCCAAACAAAUAAAUAAAUCAUUUGAGGGCAUACUGUAAAAUCAUUUAAUUUCGUGGUUUGGGUCAAAAUAACAAUUUCAUGGGGAUAUGAAUUCAUGGAUUUUUAUUUUUGAACAUAAAAUGAAUGGGAAUUUUACUUGUUUGUUGAGAUUAGAUUUUGUUGAUUGACUCAACCAUGAAAUCCACGAAAAUUAGUCCCCCAUGAAUAUUAAUGAUUUCACAGUAUUGAUAAUUUGAUGGCUGCUGACCAUAUUGGAAGUGGUGGUAACAGGAAAGAAAGAAGUUGAUACUACAGAAAUUGAUUUUAAAAAGCAUUAGACAGUUUUUUACUGUUGCCUGUUUCAUGGUAUAGAUAUUUUGGUAAGACAUGAGACUAUGAAAGAUUUAUUAGCAGAGAUAUAAAGCAGUGACUUUAAUAAUAUUAGAUAUAUCCAUUUAUAGUCGGUGAUAGAAAAUGUGUAAUUUAUAUGUUAUGUCUGAGCCUGGGAUGUAUUGGAAUAAAAUUUAAUACCAGGGUUUUAUAACUUUCAUGGUUAUAUGAGAUAUAAACCAACUUAAGGCAGUUUGAAAAAUAGUAGAUUUUGUGACUUUUUACCAAAUGACCCUACCUGGCAGUUUAUCAAGACACUGACUUUGAAUGACUUGCCCGUCACCAAUGAGGGUUUUUUUGUUGUUGUUUUUUUCGUCACCAAUGAGGGUUGGAAACCUCACUUGGAGUGUAAAAUUCUUUAUGUGAGGAAGUUGUCCAUCUGGCUUUCUGGAGGUCAGUGGUUCUAUCCAGCUGCCUGCCCAUGCCUGAAAUAACGUUUGGAGGGGCACACAAGGUCUUCCUCCAUCAAUAAAAGCUUUAAUAGUCACCAUAUGACCUAAAUUGUGUGUGGGACUCUAAACCAACCCCCACCCCCCCCCCCCCCCCCCCCC
Molecule: messenger RNA, 6815 nt
Organism: Mercenaria mercenaria
Lineage: Eukaryota; Metazoa; Mollusca; Bivalvia; Venerida; Veneridae
Product: transcriptional repressor CTCF-like
Exons: 15
Coding region: 183-3215 (1010 amino acids)
Biological process (GO): regulation of transcription by RNA polymerase II
Cellular component (GO): nucleus
Molecular function (GO): RNA polymerase II transcription regulatory region sequence-specific DNA binding; DNA-binding transcription factor activity, RNA polymerase II-specific
Source: RefSeq, a predicted model, not a curated record